AGCUCAGGCCCCACCCCUCGCAGGGGGCGGGGUUUUCUCCACUCUUCGCCAUGACGAACAAAUGACCGCGCGGGGAAUGAGAUUGAAGUUCCAGCGAGGCGAGCGCGUUCUCUGCUUCGAGCCCGACCCCACCAAGGCCCAAGUGCUCUAUGAUGCCAAGAUUGUUGAUAUUAUUGUUGGAAAAGAUGAGAAGGGCAGAAAGAUUCCAGAAUAUCUGAUCCAUUUUAAUGGUUGGAACAGAAGCUGGGAUAGAUGGGCAGCUGAAGAUCAUGUUCUUCGUGAUACAGACGAAAACCGCAGAUUACAACGUAAAUUGGCAAGAAAAGCUGUAGCUCGCAUGAGAAGAAAGGGAAGGAAGAAGAGAUGUUGUCGAUUGCCUGGUGUUGACUCUGUGUUAAAAAGCCUUCCUGCUGGAAAUGAUGAGAGUAGUGAAAAUUCUAUAAGUAGUUCUUCUGAUGACAGUGAUGAAGGAACAGAUGAAGAAAUAAAAAGUGAAGAAAGUGACAUUGAAGAGAGGACAGACAUGAAAGAAGAACAAGAGAUUCACACUAAAAGGGAUAUGGAAAAAAGAGCAAUAAGCAUAGAAAUUCCUGAAGUUUUGACAAAAAAGCUUGAAGAAGACUGUUAUUAUAUUAACAGGAGAAAACGGCUAGUGAAACUGCCUUGUCAGAGAAAUAUAAUAACUAUCUUGGAGUCGUAUGUGAAGCAUUUUGCCAUAAAUGCAGCAUUUUCAGCUAAUGAACGAUCUCGGCACCAUCAAAUGACUUCACAUGUCAACAUGAACCUUCAUUACGUCCCACCAGAAAAGAAUGUUGAGUUAUGUAAAGAAAUGGUGGAUGGACUGAGGAUAACUUUUGACUUCAUUCUUCCAUUGAUCUUGCUCUAUCCCUAUGAGCAAGCACAGUUUAAGAAGGUGACUUCAUCCAAAUUCUUUCUUCCAAUCAAAGAAAAUACAGCAAACACUAACAGAAAUCAGGAGGAGCUAUCCCCGAGUCCACCUCUGCUGAAUCCACCAACUCCUCAAUCCACAGACAGUCAGCCUACAACAGGAGAGCCAGCAACACCCAAGAGGCGAAAAGCUGAGCCUGAAAUGCUACAGUCUCUGAGGCGUUCUACACGUCAUACAUCGAACUGUGACAGGUUGUCAGAAAGUAGUGCAUCUCCACAACCUAAACGGCGGCAUCUCGAUACGCCUGCUUCAAUGCCAAAACUGUUUUUGCAUCUGGAAAAGAAAACGCCGGUCCAUAGUGGGUCGUCAUCACCUAUCACUCUGACCCCUAGCAAAGAAGGGAGUGCAGUAUUUGCUGGCUUUGAAGGUAGAAGAAAUAACGAAUUGAAUGAGGUGUUGUCUUGGAAACUGAUGCCAGAGAACUAUCCCCAAAGCGAUCAGCCACCUCCUCCUUCUUACAUCUAUGGAUCUCAGCAUUUGCUACGGAUGUUUGUUAAACUUCCAGAGAUACUGGGGAAGAUGUGCUUUCCUGACAAAAAUCUAAAAGCUUUGUGCCAGGAAAACUGGACGAUUCUCCAUCACUUUCCUCAUCUUUCAUUUCUUAUUUUCAGGUUUCUAGCAGAAUACCAUGAUGACUUCUUCCCAGAGUCUGCUUAUGUAGCUGCAUGUGAAGCUUACUAUAGCACCAAGAAUCCUCGGGCAAUCUACUGAAGCUUUUAGUGAACAAUAAAUCCUACUGUACGUAGCCCACGGUUAUUGCUGCUUUGCCACAUAGCUACGAGAUGAAGAUGAAAGGGAAUUUGAAUGGCCUUUUUCAGAUACGAAGAAAGGAGUUGCUUCUAUGACUACUGGAUUCGUUAGCAGAGAUGGAGCACGUCUUGUUUCAGAGCCGUGCAAAGAUUACAUUCUGAAUUGCUCCAAGUGUUGCAUGUAAGCUGCACUGCUAGAAGAAACCCUGCACUGAUUUCUAAUGCAUAGGACUGCAUAUAGUUCUUAUUAAGAAGGGUGGGGGGGAAAGCAGGUGCAUUAGCAGUGGGACAUUUUCAUGAAAACAAAUACCACAUGCCGUCUUUCAUUUUAACGUGAACUGUUUUCAGCAUGAAAAGUAGAACUGGCUUCACUCUCGUGUAAGGAGAAUGCAUAACUGGCAUCCAGUGGAUUUCGUUUCACACACAGAACCCAUACUUCAUUUUGUGCAACGGUCACGGCAGGAAAGAGUGCUGCAUAUAGAGGAAGAAUUGCAUAGCUAUUUUAUUGUCCUGGUCUCUGAGUCAAGGAAGUAGUUUUCUGCGGCUUAAGUGAAAAAUGUUGCUUGCUUUUUCUUUUAAAAAGGUAUCUGUUUUUUACUCAUAGUAGGUUGCCACUGUUACGAGUGCAGACCUCACCCGUGAUUCAUCUUAUCCAUGUCUGAAUGAUUCCUAAAGGCAUCAAAAAACAGGAUGUUCUAACAGGUUCUCACAGAGGAAGCAUAGAGUGAAUAAAGUGACAGCAAUUACUUUUGACAAACUUUUUUCUUAAUAAAGAAACUGGUUGGUAA
Messenger RNA from Chelonia mydas (Green sea turtle), 2486 nucleotides. It is a transcript of the gene MSL3, whose product is annotated as MSL complex subunit 3. Gene Ontology annotation, biological process: regulation of DNA-templated transcription; chromatin organization. The record is from RefSeq and is a predicted model, not a curated record. Gene Ontology annotation, cellular component: NuA4 histone acetyltransferase complex; MSL complex; nucleus. NCBI's taxonomy places the organism in Eukaryota, Metazoa, Chordata, Testudines, Cheloniidae.